This is a messenger RNA of Dicentrarchus labrax (European seabass), 1445 nucleotides long. RefSeq names its product chromobox homolog 1b (HP1 beta homolog Drosophila) (gene cbx1b). Gene Ontology annotation, cellular component: nucleus; pericentric heterochromatin. The coding region runs from base 222 to 827 and encodes 201 amino acids. Gene Ontology annotation, molecular function: chromatin binding. Lineage: Eukaryota; Metazoa; Chordata; Actinopteri; Moronidae. The record is from RefSeq and is a predicted model, not a curated record. The transcript is spliced from 6 exons. Gene Ontology annotation, biological process: negative regulation of transcription by RNA polymerase II; chromatin organization.
UCCUCACAUACCAGACGAAGGGGCGGAAACGGGCACAUUGCACUGUAGUCGGGCUAGCGGUUUUCUGUAUUUGGACAACAAGAAAAAACAUUUAUCACUGUGAAUUAGUGAGGCAGAGGCUGUUGUUUCAUUUCGACCCGGGUGGAACUUUAAAAAAAAAAAAAAAAAAAAUUAUAAUAAAUUGUAAAUCACCGGAACCUGCUGGUCCCCAGGUCUACCUGAUGAGUAUGAGCCUGACUACAGAACCCCCUAACGAUGGUCCCACUGUUACAGAAGCGGAGAGCAAAAUGACUUCACCUGAGAAGAAAGAGAAGAAGCCAGAUGACGUGCCGGAGGAAGAGGAGGAGGAGGAGGAAUACGUGGUGGAAAAGGUCCUGAAUCGGCGGGUGGUCAAAGGGAGAGUAGAGUAUCUUCUCAAGUGGAAAGGCUUCUCUGAGGAAGAUAACACGUGGGAGCCAGAAGACAACCUGGACUGUCCGGAUUUGAUUGCGGAGUUUCUGCAGUCCCAGAAAUCAGCACACGAUGGAAAGAGGAAGGCGGCCGGAGAGGCAGAAGGAGAUGAAAGUAAAACGAAGAAGAAAAAAGACGAUACAGAGAAGCUAAGGGGCUUUGCUCGGGGGCUGGAUCCAGAAAGGAUUAUUGGUGCCACUGACUCCACAGGAGAACUCAUGUUCCUCAUGAAAUGGAAAAACUCUGACGAGGCCGACUUGGUGCCCGCGAAGGAGGCCAACGUGAAGUGUCCGCAGGUGGUCAUCUCUUUCUACGAGGAGAGACUUACUUGGCACUCAUAUCCCACCGAAGACGAAAAAAAAGACGAGAAAAACUAACACAGGGCGAAGGGGCGUGGGGGAACAGAAAGAAACUGUAGUUUUGAACUUCAUUGUACUUUCAACAAGGGAUUUGGAGGUGUGGGGUGGGGUGGGGGGGGCGCGGGAAGGGGGGCAGAGACAAGCAAGACGCCAUUGAACUUACUCGUCUUUUGGUGUAGUAUCACUCAUUUGAUUCUACUUUUAUCUGGAUAUAAUGUAACUGUAUAUAUGCUUCAGGUUUGCUUGACAAAAAAAAAACCCCAGCUGAAUCCAACAGAAAUGUACAACGCAGUGUUAAGUUUCAGUAUCGACUCCAGUUCGGCUACUUCAGCAUCAUUUCCACAUAACAUUUGGUCCAGUGCUCGGUCAUCUUGCUAUGACAUCGUAUUAGUGAGGUGAUGUUUUUAUUUUUAUUAGUGUGACUUAUUUUUAUUUUCUUUUACUUUUUUUUAAAAACUUGAUUCAUUGGUGCUUUUCAGAGCAAAACUGUGUUCAUCUUAGCUGUUUCCUUAGGACUUGAUUGGUGUAUGGUUAUGAACUCUUUUCAGUGAUUCAUUUGGUCAUUGGUAAUCUUUGUAGUGUUUUUCAUUAACAUGUCUUGCUUGUCGGUUUUGGAGAAUAAACCACUUUUUGUUA